AUGGACAACCAAAAUCAGCAGCUAAAAUCCGGAAACAACUCCUCACUACAGUUUAACGUGGAGGAAAUAGACGAAGAUUUACGGAAAAGAGUAAUUGCGACCCUUCACGCGAACAUAGUCAAAACUACUCCAAAUGAAGAUAAAGCAACAUGUUUUGCGCGUGCAAAAACUCUUGAAGAUACUAUAUAUAAGAUUGCUAAGAGUAAAGCGGAGUAUCAGAAUCUUUUAGUAAAUAAAUUAAUGGAGAUGAAUCCUCAAUAUGCUAUGCAGCAACAACAAAAUGCUACGGGACCAAGCUGUUGCUCAACAACAACGAUUACAGCGUAA
Molecule: messenger RNA, 327 nt
Organism: Ambispora leptoticha
Lineage: Eukaryota; Fungi; Glomeromycota; Glomeromycetes; Archaeosporales; Ambisporaceae
Source: the annotation of a GenBank genome assembly